ACAAAUCCCUGUGAUCACUGAUAUGUGACCUCUCAUGUAGGAGUAACACAAUGGGCGAGGGUCCCGGUGGGUCAUGGACCAGUGCCGGGACAGAGUGUGGGGCCAACAGGAGGGUCCUGGGCUUGAAGGGCCUGCCCUACUCUCCACGUGACCUCAGACAACCCCCUUCCCCACCGUGUAUCUUGAUUUCCUCAUCUGUGAACUGAGGGAAGUGUGGACCAUCUGCAUGGUUCUCAGCACACCCUCUGUAUCUCUGUCUGGCUUGUGCCUAAUCCCCACGUCUCUUGUCACCCCACACAGGCACCUUCCUGUCCACAGUUCAGUCUUCUCCCCAAGGAAUGUAGUGUUCCUGCUGCUUCUCUCUCUCUCUUUGGAGGAGACAUCUUCAUCGCCAAUGAAAAGAGUCAAAGAGAAACCAGGAGUGUGCCCCCAUGAGAGGAUCACCUGUGAAACUAAAGUUCCAGAUUGGUGCCGAACUGAUGGGCACUGCGUGGAACAGAUGAAGUGCUGCUCAUUUGCCUGUGGGAAGAAGUGCAUGGAUCCACUCCAAGAACCCUGCAUGCUACCCUCAGACCAAGGAAACUGUAACAGUAAUAUCAUGCACUGGUAUUUUGACAAUAAACAUCACCUCUGCAAACCCUUUACCUAUGGAGGUUGCUAUGGGAAUGCUAACAACUUCAUCAGCAAGGAACACUGCAUAAUGGCUUGCACAUUAAUUGUCAAGAAAGGACAUUGCCCACUCUUCCCUUUCAAGAACCGUAUGGAGUGUUCAUCUCUGUGUACGAGUGACAUCGAUUGCCCCCAAAGUGACAAAUGUUGUGAAUCCAUGUGUGGCUUUGUUUGUGCCAUGGCCUGGACAGCCAAAUCAGGUUUCUGCCCACACAAGCCUGUGGUGUGUUCCACAUUUGAUAGACCCAAGUGUCUUCAGGAUAAUGAUUGCCCAGUGUCACAGAAGUGCUGUUCACAUUGUGGAUUGAAGUGCCUGGAACCUCAAAAAUGAAUA
Molecule: messenger RNA, 1003 nt
Organism: Felis catus (domestic cat)
Lineage: Eukaryota; Metazoa; Chordata; Mammalia; Carnivora; Felidae
Gene: WFDC8
Product: WAP four-disulfide core domain 8
Exons: 5
Coding region: 227-1000 (257 amino acids)
Cellular component (GO): extracellular region
Molecular function (GO): serine-type endopeptidase inhibitor activity
Source: RefSeq, a predicted model, not a curated record